Messenger RNA from Penicillium macrosclerotiorum, 885 nucleotides. Its product is annotated as 2EXR domain-containing protein. NCBI's taxonomy places the organism in Eukaryota, Fungi, Ascomycota, Eurotiomycetes, Eurotiales, Aspergillaceae. Bases 1 to 885 code for a protein of 294 amino acids. The transcript has a single exon. The record is from RefSeq and is a predicted model, not a curated record.
AUGGCAAGCAAACCGGGCACGUUUCACUUGUUUCCCAGGCUUCCGCCCGAACUCCGUCUAGCGAUAUGGCGCGAGUGCCUACCUUCCCGUGUGAUGGAGCUGGAUGACCAACAUGGCGUACUGACAUGGGAUGACCGGUCACCAAGAGAUAAAGAAUGCAAUAUAUCACGAAUAAAUGCGACCCCUCCUGUGAUCGCGCGUGUUUGCUGUGAAUCGAGAGCCGUUGCCUUCGAAUGCGGUCGUCCCCAAAUACUCCCAGAUGAGACUAACCCAGAGACCUGUCGGUAUGGAAAUUAUAUGAUAGAAGAUCCCUGGCUUGACACAGCUCGUGAUAUAGUUCACCUGAAUUGGGAUUUAUUUGUCGAUAUUGAAAUGACGAGCUAUAGUUGGGGCGACCCAAUACGCUGCCUUAUAUGGUCCGCGGAGCGGACAAGGUCUACCCAAGCUUCUAUGAUGCUAGGUGUUUUGCAGGUUUUUCAAGGCCGUGAUAACCCGGAUGAACCUCACAGACACUAUAGGUGGACCCGAUCUGAGCUCACAGAUCUGAUACGCUCCAAACCAGUGAGCUGGAAGGUGAUCGUUCUCCCUCCAGUCAUCAUACACGCCGACGUUGAAACCAGCGCGGGCCUUUUCGGCCUUCUGGCCGAUGCACGAGUGCAAAUUGUUGAUGUGGACGAUAUAGCAAGAAUAAAUAAGUUUCUUGCGCUUGGUGAGGAACGUACUGCAUCCCUAUGGCCAAAAUUCGAGCAGGAAGAUCUGAUCUCGGGUAAAGUGGCUUUGGCGGCAGCCGUCGAGGAGAACUUUGGGUCCGAAGAGGAUGCUCCUACAAUGCGUGCAGCUGUUAUGUUCCGAUUAUGCACCAAUGAUCACAUCAAUACGAAGUAA